AUGUCAUCAUUUCUACUGUCGAAUGUUAUGAAGGCUGCUCUUGCACUAACAAAUGGAACGAAUCUUCUUUCUAAUGAUGAUAAUCUUGAACCAAUCAAUGAUUUGUCAUUUAACAAUUCUAGUACACUGUUUGAUGAUACACCUGAUUCAUUGUUCUUUCCGAAUGGUAUUCCUAAAGUACCUAAAUCAACUUCCAUUGAACAUGAUCGGGAUAUGUAUAUCAAGUCAAUUCUAACAGAGGGAGAAAUAACAAACUCUGCUCAUUUACCUUUUCAAUUAGUAAUUCCAAUGAUGAUGAAACCAUUGAAUACCAAAAAGAAGGGAAACAUCCCUCAACAAGAAUAUUAUUCACAUGAGGAAUUGAAUGAUAUUUCUGAUGAGGAAAGAAAGAAAAGACAGGCUCUUCUUGACAAGUAUGACUGA
Naegleria gruberi is the source of this 423-nucleotide messenger RNA. RefSeq lists its product as uncharacterized. NCBI's taxonomy places the organism in Eukaryota, Heterolobosea, Eutetramitea, Acrasida, Naegleriidae. The transcript has a single exon. The record is from RefSeq and is a predicted model, not a curated record. The coding region runs from base 1 to 423 and encodes 140 amino acids.